This is a messenger RNA of Sarcophilus harrisii (Tasmanian devil), 1520 nucleotides long. RefSeq names its product carboxypeptidase N subunit 2-like. NCBI's taxonomy places the organism in Eukaryota, Metazoa, Chordata, Mammalia, Dasyuromorphia, Dasyuridae. Gene Ontology annotation, cellular component: extracellular matrix. Gene Ontology annotation, molecular function: protein binding. The record is from RefSeq and is a predicted model, not a curated record.
UUUUUGCUGCUCUUUGGAAAUGCUGUCAGCCAGUACAGCUGCCCCCAGAAGUGCCUCUGCAGUCUUCUGCUGACAGAUUGCCCCUUUGCCAACCUUUCCAACAUUCCCCAGGGAAUAGCUCAAGACACAGAGGCUCUCUUUCUGAAUGAGAAUUACUUAACCCAAGUUCCCCCGGGAAUCCUUCAGCCCCUUGUUAAUCUCACUUUUCUUGGCUUGUCCCACAACAAACUCUCCCUGCAGAAUGACACCUUCGACGAUAUUGGCAGAAGCAUCCUUGCCCUGGAUCUGGCUGGCAACAAUCUGAUGGAGCUUCCACCUGCCUUGUUUCGAGGCACAAAGCACCUUGUUUGGCUAAACUUGGCUGAAAACAGACUUGCUGUGCUUGAUGGGAAGAUUUUUGCCUCCUUGGAAAGACUGACUUACUUGGACCUCUCUCAAAACAGACUACAGUUGUUAGUAAAUAUGUUGAUGGGUCUUUCUCAGCUAGAUACGUUAAUGAUGGCUGGUAAUCAUCUUCAGACACUCCCUGCUGGAGACUUUGAUCCUGUUCCUAACUUGAAGGUCCUUGAUAUUUCCAAUAAUGAAAUAAGUAGUUUACCAGAGAACUUAUUUGAAAACUUGACAAACCUUAGUGAUUUGCUCCUUGACAAUAAUAGUUUCAAGAAGAUUCCAUUUUCUGCAGUCAAGAUCCUCCCCAAGUUAGAACAUUUCUCAAUAUCUGGGAAUAGCAUCCAAAAUAUCCCUCCCCUUUCGGUCAUUAGUGAAUCUAGUUUAAGGCGGCUUGACCUGUCAAAUAAUUUGGUGUCUGACCUUCCCUUGAAUUUCUUCUCAGUGUUAAGGCAGCUGGAAUUUCUGAGUCUCUCUGGAAAUAACAUAAACGCUCUCCCAGGAGACAUAUUUGUACAUAACACUCAGCUAGCAUUUCUGCAUUUGGACAGAAACCAAUUUCAUACCCUGCCCAUCUUUUCAGGACUGCAAAGACUCAAGUUGUGUUGCAAUGGUAUAGAAAAUUUGCCCAGAACCUUCAUAGACAAAAUGUAUGAAUUAGAAUUACUGAAUCUCUCCAACAACAAUAUAACAGAGACCAAAGGGUUGGAUUCUAAUAUAACACAAAUAAUUUUGACUGGGAAUCCAGUCUGUACAAACUCAAUGAUUUCCAAAACACAUUGUUAAAAAUCUCUGUGGCAAGACAAAAAUAAAGGGGAUAGCAAUGGAUAUGUUAAUUAUUUACUUUUGCUAAUGAGAAUAAAAGUUAAAUGUAUAGUUGUUUGUAUCAUGUUAGUAAAUAGCAAGGACUAUAGCAUAAUUUUGCAUCAUAUCUUUACACUUCUUUGCCACAGAUAUCUGUGCCCUGUAGUUCAAUGCAACAAACAAAUAUUUAUCCUAUGUCUAUUAUGUCCAAGGCACAUAACAAAUUUAAAAAAUGACAGUCCUAGUUCUAAAGACAUUUAUAUUUUCAUAGGUUGAUCUGGGAUUGAAUGGGGGAGGAGAAUAAGCAUUUCUAUAGCAUCUUCUAUUUG